AUGGGAUCCGAGUUCGAUAGUGUAGAACUUACGCUGCAAAAGCACCUUACCGGGAAAGAUUAUGAAGAAGUGCGAAGAAUACUGUACGGAAGGGCUUAUCCAGAACUGCAGUUCCCAGAAGAAGCAAAGGCAUUAGCAGCCAAACACAACUUUGAGUUACAAGGAUAUUCAAUUUCUGCUAGCGAGGAACAACUGAGAGCUCCAAGAAAGGUGCGUAAUAGUUUGAGAAGAGCAGCAAGGACAAAGCCUGCUGACCGAGGAAUGAUUGAAAUAGUUUUCCCGCUUAAGGGACUAGUUCGUGUAGCGUGUAUCCAGAACUCCAUCGUACUACCAACAACCGCUCCGAUAGAAGAGCAAAAGAAGGCGAUCCAUAUGAAAGUUGCUAGAAUGAUUGACGCAGCUGCCGCAGCAGGAACGAAUAUACUUUGCUUGCAAGAAACAUUUAUGAUGCCAUUUGCCUUCUGCACUCGCGAAAGACUGCCCUGGACUGAAUUUGCUGAGUCUGUCGAGAAUGGACCCACAAUUAAAUUCAUGUCUAAUGUGGGUGUGAAACUUUCCGUUUCUUUUUGCUGCUUAUGCUUUACUCAGUGGUGGAGGCGAAGGUUUUGGUGGCAUCUGGCGGCCAAAUACAACAUGGUCAUAGUUGCGCCAAUCCUCGAAAGAGAUGAAAUGAAGGAUGAUGCGAACUAUUACAUGGAAUCAACACUCGGCCAUCCUGUCUUCCAAACAGCUUUCGGGAGGAUCGCCAUCAAUAUUUGUUAUGGGCGCCAUCACCCGCAGAAUUGGAUGAUGUUUGCCUUGAAUGGUGCAGAAAUCAUCUUCAAUCCAUCCGCCACCACCGGAGACUUGAGCGAACCACUGUGGCGUAUUGAGGCUCGUAACGCUGCAAUUGCCAAUCAUUGCUAUACUGUUGCUAUAAAUCGUGUGGGAACGGAGGAAUUCCCCCACGAAUUCACCUCUGGGAAUGCACGUCCAGGUACCUUGAAUGGGUAUUUGCUAGCAAUCUGCUUCUCUAUGAAAAAAACCUAA
Strongylus vulgaris is the source of this 1029-nucleotide messenger RNA. Lineage: Eukaryota; Metazoa; Nematoda; Chromadorea; Rhabditida; Strongylidae. The record is from the annotation of a GenBank genome assembly.